Molecule: messenger RNA, 2888 nt
Organism: Etheostoma spectabile (orangethroat darter)
Lineage: Eukaryota; Metazoa; Chordata; Actinopteri; Perciformes; Percidae
Gene: g6pc3
Product: glucose-6-phosphatase catalytic subunit 3
Exons: 6
Coding region: 147-1166 (339 amino acids)
Biological process (GO): glucose 6-phosphate metabolic process; gluconeogenesis
Cellular component (GO): membrane
Molecular function (GO): glucose-6-phosphatase activity
Source: RefSeq, a predicted model, not a curated record
AUUUAUCACGUUGGCGGAAAUAGGCUUCCAUACUGCAUGCUGCAGCACUUCCUGAACUACAACAUAAUCAGGAAAGAUUCUCUUUUACUCUGUAAUCAGGACCGCAGUUUGAGUUUGCGACGUUGUAUUUGGGAGAAGACGCAGUCAUGGAGGCCGUUUACACCCAAGGCAUCUGGAUGGCUGAAAGUCUCCAGCAGAGGACGAUAAGUCAAGAAAAAAUGUGGCUAGUUGUCACUCACAUUGGAGACCCCAAAGCAGCUUUCCUGCUCGUCUUUCCUUUCACAUAUUUCAUCAGCAAACGAGCUGGAGUCGCGGUGCUUUGGGUGGCAGCGAUAUCGGAGUGGUUGAACUUGGUGUUUAAAUGGAUGCUGUUUGGAGAAAGGCCUUUCUGGUGGAUAGGUGAAUCAGGUCUCUUCGUCAACAAGCAACCCAACGUGCACCAGUUUUCCUCCACCUGUGAAACCGGCCCAGGGAGUCCAUCGGGACAUGCGAUGGUGACGGCAGCAGUCUGGUGGGUCGUGGUGUCCUCACUGGGGUCAUCUCUGUACUUGCGCACUCACAGUGUGGUGUUAUCAGCUGCUCCCUACCUGCUCUAUGUGGGGAUGCUGGUGGCCGUUGGAAUCUCCAGGAUCUUUAUCCUCGCCCACUUCCCUCACCAGGUCAUCGCUGGCUCCAUUACAGGUUUCAUUCUGGGGAUUGUUCUGAGCCGCAGAGUACCUGAAGGACGCCCCCUGCUGUUCUUCUUUAGCUUCAGCAUCGGUCUGCUGCUCGGUACUCUGAUGCUGCAUGCUGGACUGCAGCAGCUGGGAAUCGACCUCUCCUGGUCUAUCACCUUGGCUAAGAAAUGGUGCAGUCGUGCAGAGUGGGUUCGUUUGGAUUCAGCCCCAUUCUCAUCUCUGACUCGAGACUGCGGGGCCCUUCUGGGUUUGGGGCUGGCCCAGUACUGGAAGCCUGGCGGAUAUUCUCUGCCUUGGGCUCCACGGGCUUUGUCUCUGGCCAUUUCGUCCAUGGGACUGUACCACGUCAAUCGUCUGCCGCUCCCGGUCCGACCACAAGGACUCUUCUAUGGCCUGUUCUUUGUCAAAUUCGUCAUAGUGCCUCAGAUAGUCAUGGUGCUUGUGCCUGGACUGGUUUACCUGUUCACACACAAAAAGAAGAAGGACUAGAAACUAUUUCCCCCUCAAUGUUAAAGGUGUCUUUCACACCUCCAAAGACUAUAGCUUCCUCCUGAGUUUCUGGGCACUUUAAAUGUCUAUUUUAUGUAUUUAACAAGUGUGUAAAAGCUGUAGGUAGUUACUCGACAUUUGUUUUUGUUCACUUACAAUUCAACUUGCAGGAGUCAGUGACGUAAUCUUUUUAAAUGCUUACAUGGUCCUUAAAGCUAUGGUGCGUAGUUUCUGUCUCCCCCAUGAGGAAUUCUAAAUAAUGACAACGAAACUGUCGGCGCGUCCACGUGAUACAAGCCUUCCUUGAUUGCGCAUUUGCAGUAAAUCUACAUACAGCAAUAAUAAGUGUUAAUAUUAUAAUAUCUUUGAGGAAAUCUUGAGUUGCUCUGUGGGAAAAUUGCAGUUUCGAGGUAUUGCACAUCACAAAAUAUGAUACAUGCUUGAAAACCCCAUUGGGCAUGGUCUAGCUUCUGAAUGUUACCGGAGAAAAAAGGCUUCGGAGAAAACAUCUUUUUUGAUCGUUUGUACUCACUUUGUCGACGAUGUUUCAGCCCUCAGACCUUACCAUUAGGUAAAAGAUUGUGUAAAUCAGAUUAAAAAAAGAAAAGCAGCUCCAGCAGGAGACCCCAAACUUCCCUCUUCUUCCUUGUCAAAACAUGGCACCUAAAUUGCCCACUUUACAACUCAACCACCAACAAUUCAGUUCUGAGAUUCUGGUGUGUCAUGCUAGUAGCAUGUAGUCCUGAGCCGCAGCUUUUUAACUCACAGAUUUCUUUAAUUGUAGUUUUCAGCCAUAACGGACGAUGACUCAAGUAAAAUCACUUGAGGCAAUUUGUCAGAUUUUGCCCAUCUCCAUCUGGAAGCCCAAGACCUGUAAAUACACAUUGCACAUUUCAACAAUUAAAAAAAUAUUUCGGUCAAACUUUGUUUAAAAGGUGAACACUUGACAAUACAAUAGAAUCCAAUGAAACACCAUUGUUUCAAAUAUUAAUAGCUUUACGAAUGCAGUAUUUUUGUUAGUUGUAAUGGAUUAUAUUAUACUGUAUAUAAGUUUGUUACUUUAUUGACACACUGGUGUUUUAUUUUGUUUUGUGGACCAAAAUCAUCCAAAUUACAUGUGUAUGUUCUAUUCAAAUCUAAAAUAAAUGACUGACAUGCAGGGCGUUUCAGUUGGUAACCAUUUAUAAAUAUGUUCUUUUUUUCUCCAUUACAUAGGUUGAACUGUACAGAUUACAAUCAUUUAUCAUGAGAUAAAAACACAUUCUUUUUUAUUGUUUUUAAUUAAACUUUUCAUCACAGCGAUCUGAAAGCUCACAUUUACAGACAAGAGAACUCUGCUCAGCAAGCAAAUACAUUAAAAUAAAAUAAAAGAACCUUUUGCUUUUGUCUGGUGAGGUUGAAGGGAAAUGAUAAGGAUAGUUCAGGGAUAGUCUCCUUAUCUUGAUCAGAUUAUUAUAUCACACACCAGAGUCAGAACACUGCUAUACAUGUUUCUGUUUCUGCUUGAGCUCAUUGAAAGAAUAGAACAUGCAUCAGACUAUUUACAGCAAACUAAUAUACAUAGACAGCUUGAAACCAUACACCCUCAAAUACCCUCAACUUAGAUGUCUUCUUAAAUUAAGUAUAAUACAGUUUAUACCUUCAUUUCUGCAAAGAUAAGUAGGGCAUCUCUCUGGUAGCAGGUGAAACUGAGAAUGUCUCUUUAGGUAUUCUUUAUCAGAG